Molecule: messenger RNA, 3580 nt
Organism: Pezoporus flaviventris
Lineage: Eukaryota; Metazoa; Chordata; Aves; Psittaciformes; Psittacidae
Gene: MAPT
Product: microtubule associated protein tau
Exons: 17
Coding region: 241-2694 (817 amino acids)
Biological process (GO): microtubule cytoskeleton organization; neuron projection development
Cellular component (GO): neuron projection
Molecular function (GO): microtubule binding
Source: RefSeq, a predicted model, not a curated record
GGGUACGAUGUGCGCGGCGCAUGCGCGCUCCCGCGCCCGCUCGGCGAAGGUUCCGGAGCUCGCGCGCGCCCCCGCCCCGCCCGCGCCGCCGCCGCCGCCGCUGUCACCGCCGCCCGGCUCCGGUGCGGACUCCCCCUGCGCGGCAGGUGUUUCCAGGCACGCUGUGUGGCAUCCCCUGCCUUGGAGCAGUUAAAGCCGUGAAGAGCAGGAGCAGCUUGUUCCAGGUAACUUUGCUGAGAGAUGGCGGAGCACCGUCAGGACGUCACCAUGAUGGAGGAUCAUGCAGCUGCUCAGGAGAAGCACAUCCCAUCAGGCUAUCCCCUUCAGAUACCAGUUGAUGAUGGAUCAGAUGAGCCUGUUUCUGAAACAUCUGACGCUAAGAGCACCCCAACUACGGAAGAUGCCACAGCACCUUUAGUGGAGGAAGGAGACCACGAGGAUCAGGGUGGUGUCGAGCAGCACGGGGAGAUCCCAGAAGGAACCACAGCUGAAGAGGCAGGUGUAGGAGCCACUCCCAACCUGGAGGACCACGCUGCAGGAGAUGCCACUCAAGCUCCGGGGGAGCCAAGCUCUGCAAAGCCACAGCCUGGCCCCCAGGAGCCUGUGGGAGGUGUGAUGAAAGGAGGAAGCCAGCCCACAAAGCAGGCAGCUGGGGCUCUCCAGCAGCCUCUGCUGCCACCUGAAACAAAGGCUACAACAGCAGCUCCCACCAGAAUCGAGGUCACCAUCCCAAUACCCCUGGAUAUGUACCAAGACUCCAGAGCAUCCGAAGACAAGAGUGAGUUGUGGGAUCAUCGAGGCAGAGAAGGCAUUGGUGUAGAUCCGGCGCUGGGAGCAGAGCUGGGUCCUGAGGUGCACACUGAGGGGUUGGCAGGAGCUGGUGGCACAGAGGAGACCCAUAUUAAAGAUGGGCCAUCUCCUUUAUGUACCAGAGCCCCAUUAAAAGAAGAUGCCAGUGGACAGGAGAGAGAUGAAGACCGUGACAUUGAUGAAAUGUCUGAGCAGGGUUUGCUUUCUCUGGUGGCUCAGCAUGAAAUGGGCUUGUGUCCAGCAGCUAAGGAGGCUCUUAAAGAAGACAAGUCCAAGGGUGUCCUCAGAGACAUCCCAAGAGAGGCACUUCUUGUUGAAGCUGAAUCACAUAAAGCAGAAGACCAAGAGGAGAGGAGACAGCCACUGGGAGAUGAAGAAGGUAGAGAUGUCUCCCCAUCAGAGCCUUCAGAAGUCAUCUCCCAAACAGAAGCUGAGCCCAGGGAGGGAGAAGAUUCUGGACCCACAGAGAUAAAAGAUGAUGUGCAAGGCAAAGAUGCUCCUUUGGAAGAGGUUCUGCCAGGUACAGGAGAACGUCAAACACCCAAGAAGAAACCUCCUGCCCAUGUUGCAGAUAAAGCCACCAGUCGUGUCCCUCUCCUCAAAGGUCGUAUUGACAGCAAAGACAAGGAAGGGACUGAAGCUGAGGAAAAGAAACCGAAGAACUCCUCACCCUGCACUGCCAAACCCCCAGGGGAUAGACCCUGCAUCCCCCCCCAACGACACACCUCCUCUAGCACAACCCCUUCGAAAACACCCUUCAGCCCUGCUUCCACCUCUAAACGAGCCUCUUCUGUCACAUCCCGAGCUGCCAGUACAGGAACACAAGAAAGGAAAGCCAAGGGCUCAGAGAUGAGAGGUGGCACGAAGGCCACGCCACGGUCUGGAGCCGGGCAGGCUCAGAGGAACUCCACCAAUGCCACGCGCAUCCCAGCAAAGACCCCCACGGCCCCUAAGACACCCCCCAGCUCCGGCAGAAAGGAGCAGAAAAAACCACCUCCUGCAGCAGCAAAGUCCGAGAAAGGUGAGCAGCCAAAGUCUGGAGACAGAAGCGGUUACAGCAGUCCCGGCUCCCCCGGGACUCCCGGCAGCCGUUCCCGCACUCCCUCUCUGCCCACCCCACCAGCCAGGGAGCCCAAGAAGGUGGCAGUGGUCCGCACACCACCCAAAUCUCCUGCCUCUGCCAAGAGCCGCAUCCAGCCGUCAGCCGCGCCUAUGCCGGACCUCAAAAACGUCAAGUCCAAAAUCGGCUCCACUGAAAACCUGAAGCACCAGCCCGGAGGUGGCAAGGUGCAGAUUAUUAAUAAGAAGCUGGACUUUAGCAGCGUUCAAUCCAAGUGUGGCUCAAAGGAUAAUAUCAAACACAUCCCGGGAGGAGGCAGUGUGCAGAUUGUUAAUCAGAAGUUGGACUUUAGCAGCGUUCAAUCCAGGUGUGGCUCAAAGGAUAAUAUCAAACACAUCCCGGGAGGAGGCAGUGUUCAAAUCGUUUACAAGCCAGUCGACCUGAGCCACGUGACAUCCAAAUGUGGUUCCCUGGGCAACAUCCAUCACAAACCAGGCGGUGGCCAGGUGGAGGUGAAAUCUGAGAAACUGGACUUCAAAGAUAAGGUGCAGUCGAAAAUCGGGUCCUUAGAUAACAUCAGCCACGUCCCUGGAGGAGGAAAUAAAAAGAUUGAGACCCACAAGCUGACCUUCCGCGAGAACGCCAAAGCCAAGACCGACCACGGCGCCGAAAUCGUGUACAAGUCCCCCACCAUCUCCGGAGAUGCCUCCCCGCGCCGCCUUAGCAACGUCUCCUCCACCGGCAGCAUCAACCUGGUGGACUCCCCGCAGCUCGCCACGUUAGCCGACGAGGUGUCCGCUUCGCUGGCCAAGCAGGGCUUGUGAUCGCGGCCCGGCGGGCAGAGAGGAGGGGAGACGACGAGAGAGAAAAGAAAUAAGAAAGGAAAACAAAACAUAAUAAUCUGGCCUUCUUCCUCUGUUCCUUUUACAGCUGCUUCCCCCCCGUCCCCCCACUGGUUAAUGAUUUAACCUGCUUUUACUGUUCAUUCAGCUCUAGCUCCAGGACUUCAAAAUCAGUGACACUAUGAGGUAGAAAACCUCCUCUCCCCCUGCUCCUCUGAGCGCACAGCCCCUGCCCCUCCCUGCUCCCCCCUGUGAGGUCCCUCAGCCCCCUGUAAGCUCCCCUGACCCCCUGCGAGGUCCCUCGCAGCCCCAGCCCCGGCAGGGACCGUGUUCACCACCCCAGAACGCAGGGAGGGGAUGGAGGGGCUGACCCGACCCCCCCCCUGUGCCGCAAUGGGGUCCUCAUGGGAAGGGGAUGUCGCCUGCCCACUGCUGCCCGGGCUGGAGGGCCGGCCUGCAGGCAGCACAGGCAGGGCUGUGGGUGCCGCAGCCGGGAGGUGCCCUCCCUUCCCGCAUUAAAUUUGCCUGCUGAUUUGGAAGAACCCGUUUGUUUCCCCCCUGCAAGCCGAGCUGUGGAUGAAGGUAAUGCCAGGCACCCCCAGCCCCGCUCCCAGCUCCGGCAGCUGGAGUCCCGCUUGGCACCGGGGUGGCCCCUUGCGGAAGCGGCCCCGCUCGGCCCCUUCCCCUCUCCGUGGCCGUGCUGGAACCGCUGAGUGGAUGAGUAGAGGCUUUCCCCCCUAAUUCCUUUGGCAGCCCCUCGUGUCGUAGAGUAGAUUUGUCUGUAGCUGCUUGGACCGUGCAGGGUGAUUGUUUUCCUGAACGAGCAUGUGUUUCAGAUAAUGCUAAUAAACGCUGUCAGUGGUUGUGA